AUGCAGGAAUCGGGGUUGAAGACCACGCCUGCAGAAGAAAGUAGGAAUGACCAGCAGAAGGAGGAUCCAAUUACGACCGCUGAAUUGGCCAUACUGGCACAGAAAAAGCUCCCUAAGCAAGUAUGGGACUAUUAUGCCUCCGGAGCGGACGAAGAGAAUGCAUUGAGGAGGAACAGAAGUGCAUUUGACAGAUUACUCUUACGGCCCAGGGUUUUUCGAGAUGUCUCUCAUGUUGAUACUAGCACUAUCAUAUUUGGCAAAAAGUAUCGAAUCCCGAUUGGAAUUUCGCCUAGUGCAAUGCAACAGCUUGUGGGUGGUAAUGGGGAAAUUGAUAUGGCCAGAGCGGCAGCUAGUCGGGGAACCACCAUGAUCCUAUCAUCGCAUACAACAUGCACGUUAGAAGAUGUCAUUCAAGCACCAGGUGGAGGCAACCCAAAUCGAGAGAGAUGUGCGCAGGUGAUAUCGAGGUUCCAAGGUAACCGCAUUAAUGAGCGAAAAACACCGUUAGUUCUACCUCCUCAUCUUUCCCUCGCAAAUCUUCACCAAAAGAGAAAUAAUUCUACCACAAAAGUGAAGCCUCUGAAAGCACAACCGACAAUGAAUCGUAUACUCCUGGAGGCGCGCACUGCUCAAGAAGCCGCUGAAAUCACCCGCGGAAACCACGACACCCUCAACGAUGCAUCGCUCACCUGGUCCGACACCAUGUCUUGGCUACGCUCAAAAACCAACCUGAAAAUAAUCCUAAAAGGCAUAAUGACCGCAGAGGAUGCAUUAUUGGCCAUUGAACACGGCGCUAACGCAAUAAUUAUGGAGGCCGCCAAUUGGACUCUGUCCCUUCCACUAUCGAAGUGA
Molecule: messenger RNA, 852 nt
Organism: Blastomyces dermatitidis ER-3
Lineage: Eukaryota; Fungi; Ascomycota; Eurotiomycetes; Onygenales; Ajellomycetaceae
Product: FMN-dependent alpha-hydroxy acid dehydrogenase
Exons: 4
Coding region: 1-852 (283 amino acids)
Molecular function (GO): oxidoreductase activity
Source: RefSeq, a predicted model, not a curated record